CAACUUCAUCUAUAGAAACUUUUGAAAAUAAUUUCUUAUUAGAAGAUUUAGACCAAACUUUCUUUGAAUUCUGCCUGACGGGUGCAACUAUGUUUGCCUAGAGGAUAGCUGUAGCCAAGCAAGUUGAGACGAGCUUCUUGUGAGUGACACUGAGGACUCUUCCACAGGGAUGGGAGAACCGUAGGGCGUACCUUGUAAAGGAAGCGAAGAAGAGAAUCACAGGACAAUGAUCAGAAUCCACUUGCAUAUCACCAAAUUCUGGCCAUCACUCCCAGUUAAUGGCUUCCCAAUCAUGAUUCACCAAAACCCUAUCCAACUUAGCCCAUUUGUCCCCUUUGUUCCAAGUGAAAUUAAGGACAAUAAAGAUGACAUUUUGAACCUGGUGCAAUUCCCUGUAGGUAAACUACCUGUCAGAUACCUGGGCUUGCCACUCACAUCUCAAAGGGCUUCUGAAAGGGACUUUGCCCCCCUUAUUGCUAAAGUGGAGGAGAAUAUACAUAGAUGGAAUUCCAAGACAUUGUCCCGGGCAGAGAGAGUGGAGCUGAUUAAGAGUGUCAUACAAGGAAUUCAGAGUUUUUGGCUUCAAGCCUUUCUAGUCCACAAGUCUGUGCUUAACAGGAUUACCACUAUUUGCAGAACUUUUCUUUGGGGAAGUAAAUUUUCAAAGGUUGCUUGGUCUGAUAUUUGUAAGCCCACUGAAGAAGGAGGUUUGGGACUUAGAGAUUCCUACACCUGGAACCAAGCUAUUCUGGUCAAGAACCUUUGGAAUAUUGCCUCUAGGAAGGAUACACUGUGGGUAAAAUGGGUCCAUUCUGUUUAUCUUAGAGGCAGAGAGAUCUGGAGCUGGACACCUAAGAAGGGUGACUCACACCUCUUCAAAAGGCUGUCCAUUGCUAGAGACACCAUGAUUGAGAAAUGUGGGGGGCUUGAUAACAUUGAAGAGUACAUACAGGGUCUGUGUCACAAUGGGGCCUUUAACACCUCCAAGGCUUAUGAUACCCUCAGAACUAGAAACCCUAUUAAGCCUUGGAUGAAGUUUAUCUGGCAGGCCUACAUUCUCCCUAGAUUUUCAUUCACCACCUGGUUAGCUUUACGUAGGCGCCUACCCACCAAAGUUAACCUACCCUUUGUGGAAAUGGAAACUAGGAACUGUAGUCUUUGUCAUAUGGAACUGGAAAUCUCUGAGAACCUUUUCUUCUUUUGCCAUAUCAGCUCACAGGUUUGGAAUGGGAUCAAGCAGUGGCUUAACAUUGAUGCUUCACUCUCCACAAUAAAAAGAGCCAUCAAGUGGCUAAGGAGGCAGCAUACUGGACACAACAACAGGAAGAAGUUUUGUAGAUUGGGAACUAUGAGUGUCAUUUACCACAUCUGGAAGAUGAGGAACAAUGUGUACUUUGAUAAUCAUGUUGUGGAUGUUCAGAAGAUGAUUUAUAUGAUCAAGUUAAGCAUGUACAAGAUUAUGUUUAGGCUGUUCCCCUAUAGCCUAACCACUUUGACCUAGAGGUGGUUGGUGCUUCAUUUAGGGGGUUGGUGCCCUUGGGUUUUGAUGCUUUGAUGGGUGGUGGUUGAGAUGACACACUUUCUGCUUUUGUUUGCUAGAAACAAACUAAACUCCAAUCAACUCAUCUUUGGUGUGGUUGACUAGAGAAUAGUUAGGGUCUGGUUGGGGGUUACCCCUAGGUGGUUGCUUGUUUGGAAACAAUCUAAACACUACCCACCUACCCUUUUGGGUUGGGGGUAGUGAAUAGAUUGGGUCCCGGGGU
Molecule: messenger RNA, 1763 nt
Organism: Cuscuta campestris
Lineage: Eukaryota; Viridiplantae; Streptophyta; Magnoliopsida; Solanales; Convolvulaceae
Source: the annotation of a GenBank genome assembly